UUGGCGCGAAACACCAGACGUCUGAUCCCGAGCUCGACCAGCCGCGUCACUGUCAGCGCAUGCGCAUAAAACCUUCGAAGCCGCCGCUACGUGUUUGCUGUCAAAUGAAAACGUGAUUUUGCAAAUCUAGUGAAUGACCCAAGCAUUGUGACACGACUUCAAUCCCUUCUACUCUACGAAAAUCAUGACCAACAACAGCAGAAUACAUCACUACCAAAAUGUCCGGGUGGAUGAGCGUGACGAAAUCGACGAUUUAGAUGCGCACAUCGACGAAAUACUUGAUUUGGACGAGAAAGACUACAUGCAUACGCCUAUCCGCUCGAGGCGCACACAUGUCAUAGAAGUUCUGAACCGGUAUCGAUGGAUAAUCGACGGACUGCUGGUAGCUCUAAUCGUGAUGCUGUUGUUAGACCGAGACUGGGGAAAACAUGACGAAAAGAAAAGGGAGCCUCUUGAAGGGACAGGGGACGUGACUGGUUUUGCCCCUCGCUUUUCGCAGAAGAUUGUAACCUUUCAGCCGGAUCCGAUGUUCCUGCCCGAGAAUGGAUCCGAGUUCUUUACGGACGAGGUCCGCCAAAAAUGGCUCGGCAUUGUUCCCAGCGGUCUUGGCUAUCUUGACAUCAAAGAGCCGGAAAAGUAUGAAGACCUCCCCCAAAAGUUAGAAGGAUAUCAAGGCAAAUAUGUUGUCACAACUUCAAUGACGCAUCAGCUGCAUUGUCUGUAUGCAAUCGCCGAGGUGUUCAGUGCAUACAGCUCUAAUAUCAUCGAAAAAAUACCCCAAGAGUCGCCGUGGCAUUUGGCCCACUGCUUCGACUACAUUCGUCAAGCCAUCAUGUGCGCAGGGGAUGUUGCGGUGGAAGGAAAGCAAACGACAUUUCCCGAAGGUUUUGUGGGAUCAGAUGGGUGGGACGCGAAGCAUGUUUGCAAAUCGUAUGACGAAGUCCUUAAUUAUCUCAAUACGAACAGAGCGGACGACGAAGUGUGGAUCUAAGGGCUAAGCAUUAUGCUAAGGCGGGCUGCAAUCGUUGUUCUGGUUCCUCACGCCGUAUACAGACUUUACAGAACCAAGGGAGCUGUCUAGUAUACUAAAUAACGGACAGG
This is a messenger RNA of Truncatella angustata, 1101 nucleotides long. RefSeq lists its product as uncharacterized. The transcript has 5 exons. Bases 185 to 991 code for a protein of 268 amino acids. NCBI's taxonomy places the organism in Eukaryota, Fungi, Ascomycota, Sordariomycetes, Amphisphaeriales, Sporocadaceae. Gene Ontology annotation, biological process: mycotoxin biosynthetic process. The record is from RefSeq and is a predicted model, not a curated record.